UAUUUUAAUUAAUCAUAAGGUUUAUUUAACUCUUUAGUCUUUACCAUUCCACAUGCCUUUGCCCUCACGCAUUGUAUAAUCCAAAGCUGUCCCAAAACACUAAAUCCAACUUCCACUAUUCAUCCCCCACAUCACUAUAUAUUCCAAUGCUCCCUCACUUUUUCCUAUUAUCCUCUCCCACUUUCUCCUUUUGUGUUAUGGGCCUUCUCCAACUUUCUUCUUUGCUAAUUAUGCUUGUUACUCCAUUUUCUCUUACAAAAUUAAUCAUAACUUAUAACCCAUGACAUUUAUUCUAUUUCUUCAUUUCUUCACACCACCACCACUUGACCACUUAUGGCAACUAUUUCUUCCUAUCACUCUCUCUUUUCUUGCAUUGUCUCUCUUUACACCAUAAUCCUCCUUUACUUCCCUCAUGUUUUCGUAAAAUUAUUAUUCUCUCCUCUUGUGGUCUCCACUCUAGUCCUCCUACUCGCCCUGUUGCGACUAGGCACGUCGCAACAACUUAAACAACAACAAAAUAAAAAAUUUGCCGAGGGUGCAAAGGCACCCCGGCUAGUCAUAACUAAGAAUGACUUGAAACCCAAGCCAAAGCCCGAACCCGAGUCUGAGCUAAAUAGGGUGGAAAUUGGCCCGAUACAAGAGGAAUGUAACAUCGUUAAAGCCCGUUCUACAAUUGAGCCCGGCCCGAAACCGGAACAUCCCGAACAUGUAACGUGUGAUCCAGGUCAGUUAGUUGAGAUUAUUGAUUCGUUUUCCAAUCAUGACCACAAGAAGGAAAAGGGUUGGGCUGGUUGGGAGAGUUUGGACCGGGCUGAAACCGAACCCGAAUACGGCCUGAAGGUUUUCCUAGAUUGGGACGUGGGUGCGCCACUUGAGGUUAUAUACGAGGCGUAUGAGGGGGAGGAAGAAGGAGAAGAAUCACAAAACGACGCGUUUUGGAAGGCGGGAAUAGUAAAGAGGUACCCAUCACUUUCCCAGUAUUACCCGGAAUCCGAAUCGGAUUCGGGUUCGGAUUCGGAUUCAUAUUCGUAUAGUUCUUCGUCAUUAGAUGAAGAGGAAAGAGAGGGAUUAAUUGAGAUAGCUCUAGAUGAUUAUGGGUAUAAUUAUGGUGAUAAGAAGAUGAUUAACAUGCUAAUGAAGCCUAAAGCAGGAGAUCAGAAGGCAGUUUAUCAUAAUUUUGAUGACGAGGAUAAUUUAAUUGAGAUUGAUAUUUCUCCCACAAAAAAUGUCUGAUUUUCCUUGGUGAGUUUUAAUUUUUUAUUUUUUGGUGGGUGUAGUUGUAUAAUUUAUUUUUGGAGUUAAAUAAAAUUCUAGUACGGAAAUGAUGUUACAUGUUUUGCAUGUUUCUGUUAAUAUAUGCUAAUUAUUAACUACUAUAAUUAAUAUCUUGUUGAACGUCAACACUCAAUAGGGCUUCUAAUUUGAAAGGUAUUGUGUUAUUAGUUAAUUAACUUGUACUUUCAUAAUAGGGCUUCUAAUUUGAAAGGUAUUGUGUUAUUAGUUAAUUAACUUGUACUUUCAUAAUCAUCAUAAUUGAUAAAGUAAGGAUGUCCCAUCAUCAAAUGAAA
Messenger RNA from Chenopodium quinoa (quinoa), 1568 nucleotides. RefSeq lists its product as uncharacterized. The coding region runs from base 334 to 1233 and encodes 299 amino acids. The record is from RefSeq and is a predicted model, not a curated record. The transcript has a single exon. Lineage: Eukaryota; Viridiplantae; Streptophyta; Magnoliopsida; Caryophyllales; Amaranthaceae.